AUUAUGUUGGCCGUUUUGUUACCACAUAAAGUGGCGGAUCGUACUCAUUUGGACCAUUCGAGAGCAGAAGUUGCGAAGAACUAGCAAGAUGAUGAAGCACCUCGUAUUCAUAGCCACGGCAGCCGUGUUUGUUUCGGCUCAUCAUGAAAACCUAGUGCCGAUGCGAGCCAUCGCCCGCAUUGCGAGCCCUGCCGGCAAUGAGAUUCAGGGUAAUGUGACCUUCACCCAGCUAGAAGAUGGCAAAGUCCACGUAGAAGGGUCCCUCUAUGGCCUCCCUAAAGGCCAAUAUGGCUUCCACGUGCAUGAGAAAGGAGACAUCACUGGAGGAUGUCUCUCCACUGGCUCACAUUUCAAUCCUGAACAUAAAGACCACGGCCACCCUAAUGACGAGAACCGCCACGUCGGAGACUUAGGCAACGUUGACUUUGAUGACAACAGGGCCUGUCACAUUGACUUCACGGACAGCAAGAUCAGCCUCAUCGGGCCUCAUGGCAUCCUGGGCCGCGGCUUGGUACUCCACGAGAAGUCUGAUGACUUCGGAAGGAGUAGCCAUCCUGACUCGAGGAAGACGGGCAACGCUGGUGGCAGAGUCGCUUGCGGCGUCAUCGGAAUCUUGUAGGCAUCUGGCGUCUUGAUCAGCUCGAGCAUUGUGACCAUCGUUCGUUAGUUUUUGUCUAUGAUGACGAGUUUUUCGAUUCGUUGAAAGUUGUUAAUUUCAAAAAUGUUUUUUCUCUACUAUCCAAAGGGAACCGUACCUAGAACGAUUGUCAUUUUUUUUGAGUUUCGCUUUUUGAUAACAAUGUUUUACUUUUUUAAUAGGACCUGUAUGACUGCACAGGUCGAUUCUCUUGUUAUUUUUUUAUCUCAAUUGGCUUGAUAAAUAUAUUGAUUGUUAUCAGCCUGAUAUUUUGCGAAUAGAAAAUUCAUUGUUUUAAAUUCUAUUCUAUUCUUAUCAUUUAAAUUUUAAGAAGGUAAAACAAUGUUGCUCCUAUAACUCUUUAGUAAAAGGUUUAGAUAUAUUUUUUACAUGAAUUAUUACAUCGUACCUUCUUAUAUUGGUCUUUUAUGUUUCAUGGUUAUGUCUCUCUGCGUUCCCAUAGCAUUACCUAUAGAUAUUUCAAUGUUGGUUUGAAAUAAGAUUACUUCACUGAAGAUUGCGACAUUUUUUUAUUAAGAGUCCCCCAUUCAAUAACUUGUUGAACCGGUCUCCAAUAUGACUGAUCUGUUUACAUUUACGGACUGGUUAUUUCAAAACCGAUUUCUUAAUGGGUCUCACUAACCCGCACCCAACUAUCCAUACACGUAGAAUGUACUAUAUGAAUAAAUUAUCCAUAAUAA
Molecule: messenger RNA, 1338 nt
Organism: Pectinophora gossypiella (pink bollworm)
Lineage: Eukaryota; Metazoa; Arthropoda; Insecta; Lepidoptera; Gelechiidae
Gene: Time
Exons: 4
Coding region: 89-619 (176 amino acids)
Biological process (GO): removal of superoxide radicals
Molecular function (GO): copper ion binding; superoxide dismutase activity
Source: RefSeq, a predicted model, not a curated record